AUGUGUGAAUGUACGUUUGCCUUGAGUAACGAAGGCGUGUUUUUGUCCGUUGCGCAACAGCAGGCUCCAUUCAGGAUGAAGAAGCAGGAAGAUGAAGACAAGGAAGAAGCGGGAGGUGUGGCAUGCCGCGAUAUGCCUGCGGUUGACAUGGAUUUCUUUAGCUGCCCGCGCAACUCAAUCCCUUCUCUUUCUGUCCUUCCUUCCUUCCUUUUGUCAUCGAAGCGUGUUUUAUUUUCUGUGGCCACGUUCGCCCCCAUGCGGAAAGGAGCCCCACCAACGGUAGGUAGUCGGCCGACAUGCCGCGGGGCUGCCACGUCCCGUAGCCUCCGGGGGCGCUCCGGCUCCCACGAUGGUUGUAGAGAACAAACGGAUGUGUUGGCCGCCAGACCGGUGGGGUCCCAAAUUCGUCAUGCUCAUCGCGAGGUGCGAGUCCCGCGAAGCGCUGACACGGCGGGCCUCAAUAGUUACGUCCUGGUUGAGGCGGCGGGGGCGUCGCAGCCGUACGAGGUGGCCGCGGCCAGCGUCAGGGCACACCAAAACGGGGGGUUGGAGUUGAAGGAAGUUCCAGUGGUUAAUGGCGUUGGUGCGAUGGAGCGGUCAACGCAACAGAAACAAGAAGAGACGCCGCAGGGGGUGCCAGCUGGCAGUGCAGAGCAGCAGCAAACGCGGCACUACAGAGAUAAUGAAGCAGGCGGAUCAGCGACGAUGCAUCCUGCCGACCGCAUACAGGCAUUGGAGCAGCUGUUGCUGCACAUGUCUGCAUUAAACAGACAGCUAGAGUUAGAGCUUAUAGAGACCCGGAGAGAACUGAUGGCGUACAAGCAACUCUUACCGGAGGUGCCGUGCCUCGCCGAGGCCCGGGCUCCGCCGCUGUCACGGAAAAAUGUCAACAGUGCAGAGCCGUCGCCGAGGCCACAUGCAACGCGGCGUCAAUUGUCGUUUCUGAGGGAACAACAGCAAGGCUCGCAGGGUGGCAUUAGCAGGUGGGAGACAACCUUGGUGAAUAUGCGCCAGGGUUGCGGGGAGGCGGAGGUAGACGCCCUCUCGGAUGGUGCAGGACGCCCAUGCCGCACAGACAACAACGACGAGGACGUUCGCUCGCCAGGGAGGCUUCUUUCAACGCAGCCACCCAAAAACGGUGGGGUGCAGCGGCAGCAGCAAGCUGCCAACAGGGCUGAUAGAAAUAGUCGCACACCCUACCAUUGCGGGCAAACACGGCGUCCGGCAGAGGCGGCAUCCGCAACGCAUCGCCGAGAUCGUUCCAUGCGCCGACGCAUCCGCCACCGCGAAACUCCGCAGUUUCCUGAGCGCUUCAACGCGGAGGAGGCGGUAGACAUGCUGGAGUUUCUGAAGCGCUCACUCAUGUACCGCUGCAACCACUCGCAUCAUCGAUCGCCAGUGGAGGUUGCGCGGCCCGCCGCGAAGCCGCGGAAGAGCGCACAGUCUGUCCCACCAUCGCCGCAGCGAAAGUGCAACGCCGCGGCUGCUGGCGCGCGGCUUCGCAGCGUUUCAGCGCGACAUGCUAAGAGCCAUGUCGUUGCAGCAACGAGGGAUGCAGGAACGAGCAAUAGAGGCGCAGCACCGCUCUCCACCGCCUAUGACCGUUCUUCGAGAGCAAAGAACUCCACGCUGCGUGCGGCCCCGGGUCAAACUAUGCCCUCUUCCGGAAAGGUCACACCGAUGCGGAAGGACACGCUAUUGUCACUCGCCCCAGCCGCAGCCGCAGCUGUGGGCGAUGACGUGAAGUUAGAAGCGCUGCACAAGCGUUACUGGGAGCAGUCCCGCGCAAUUUUAGAACAGCUUGAUCAGAUGCUGUUAGAUGACUGA
Trypanosoma rangeli is the source of this 1827-nucleotide messenger RNA. Its product is annotated as LYT1p. The record is from RefSeq and is a predicted model, not a curated record. NCBI's taxonomy places the organism in Eukaryota, Euglenozoa, Kinetoplastea, Trypanosomatida, Trypanosomatidae. The transcript has a single exon. The coding region runs from base 1 to 1827 and encodes 608 amino acids.